GGUGCCAUUGAAAUCAUUCUAGAGGAUGUACUUUGUCCAACUUUUAAUAAAGAAUAUUUAACCGAGCCAGAUGUUUAUUUAGAUGCUAACAACCAAGCGUUUGUUAACUUUUCAAUAAUUAAACAAUUUCCACCGGAUGUUCAGGUCCGCUUUCAUUUACUAGGAGCAUCGAUGGGUGAAUUUGUCAUAGAAACUGGAAUCGAUGUAGAGAUGGGCUUGUGUGAAAUAUUCGGUGAACCUGUUAUAAUGGGUCCACUUCUUAAAUUAUAUGGAUUCGUGGCGGCGGACUGUCCACCAUCUCCUGGUGUUUAUGGAAAUCAAGGCUAUAACACACCAAUGGAAUUAAUGCCAGAUGAUUUUAUACCUAACAAAUAUCUAUCAAUCGUUGAAUUUUCAUACGAGGAAGAAAAAUUAAUAAUAGUUUAUACAUACUUUAAUGUUCAGUAA
Messenger RNA from Cotesia congregata, 447 nucleotides. The record is from the annotation of a GenBank genome assembly. NCBI's taxonomy places the organism in Eukaryota, Metazoa, Arthropoda, Insecta, Hymenoptera, Braconidae.